Mauremys reevesii (Reeves's turtle) is the source of this 2866-nucleotide messenger RNA. RefSeq names its product lipase C, hepatic type (gene LIPC). The record is from RefSeq and is a predicted model, not a curated record. Gene Ontology annotation, molecular function: apolipoprotein binding; triacylglycerol lipase activity. The transcript has 10 exons. The coding region runs from base 98 to 1606 and encodes 502 amino acids. Lineage: Eukaryota; Metazoa; Chordata; Testudines; Geoemydidae. Gene Ontology annotation, biological process: lipid metabolic process.
AGAAUAUUCACCCUCAUUGUGAUCUGUUCAAAACUGAGCAUUGCUGAAUAAGAAAAUUAGUAGUGAAAGCCUCAGUGUUCGUGUGGAAAGAGAAGAAAUGAGAAGUUUCCGAUUUCUCUCACUUUUGUUGCUUUUCUUCAUCUUUACUCAAGCAAAUACACAUGGAGGGAAGAAAAAAGAGGCACUGGGGUCACAGCAUCAGCACAUUAGAAUAAAGAAAAAUCAACCCAGCUCAGCAACCAAAUUUCGACUCUAUACAGACACAACUGAAGAAGGCUGUCUGAUUUUGUUUGAUCAGUUGGAAACGCUUGAUAAAUGCAGUUUCAAUACCUCUCUUCCUCUGGUGAUGAUAGUCCAUGGAUGGUCGGUAGAUGGAAUGUUAGAAGGGUGGAUCUGGAAGAUGGUAGCAGCUCUGAAAUCUCAGCAUAAACAAACAAAUGUGAUUAUUGCAGACUGGCUUACACUUGCUCACCAGCAUUACCCUAUAGCAGCACAGAAUACACGCCAUAUAGGGCAAGAGAUAGCCGGUUUCCUGGAAUGGCUGGAGGAAUCUGUUCAAUUUUCCAGAAGCAAUGUUCAUCUAAUUGGGUACAGCCUAGGAGCUCAUGUUUCAGGGUUUGCUGGCAGUUAUAUUAGUGGCACAAACAAGAUUGGAAGAAUUACAGGCCUUGACCCCGCUGGUCCUUUGUUUGAAGGAAUGUCACCAACAGACCGUUUAUCUCCAGAUGAUGCAAACUUUGUAGAUGCAAUUCAUACAUUUACUAAACAGCACAUGGGUCUCAGCGUAGGGAUCAAGCAGCCAGUGGCACAUUUUGACUUUUAUCCCAAUGGAGGCACCUUUCAACCUGGCUGCCACAUCAUGCAUGUGUAUAAUCACAUUGCACAGUAUGGAAUCACUGGGAUCACUCAGACAGUGAAAUGUGCACACGAGAGGUCGGUUCAUCUGUUCAUUGACUCUCUACUGCAUGAUGAUAAGCAAAGCAUGGCCUACUGGUGCAACGAUAUCCACACCUUUGACAAAGGAAUGUGCCUCAGUUGUAGGAAAAACCGGUGCAACACCCUGGGCUACAACAUCAGAAAGGAGAGGCUCCAGAGAAACAGACGGCUCUUUUUGAAAACACGAGCACAUGCGCCUUUCAAAGUUUACCAUUAUCAAUUCAAGAUACACUUCAUCAAUGAAAUUCAAGAGAAGCAGGUAGAACCAACUUUUACUGUCUCUCUGACAGGCACUAAAGAAGAUGCUGAAAAUCUCCCCAUCACACUCGUUGAAGGCAUUACAGGAAAUAAAACCUAUUCCUUUCUCAUCACUCUGGACAUCGACAUUGGUGAGCUAAUGAUGAUCAAAUUCAAAUGGGAAGGAACUGCAGUUUGGGAAAAUAUCUGGGACACAGUUCAAACGAUCAUCCCCUGGACAAAGGGCAACCGUCGACCAGGACUUAUUGUAAAGACAAUAAGAGUCAAAGCAGGAGAAACACAGCAAAAAAUGACGUUUUGUUCUCAAAGUGUUGACAACGUGCACCUGCAUCCAGCCCAAGAGAAAACUUUUGUGCGGUGUCCAAACAGCUCUCGGCGACUAAAGAGAAAAUUCAGAGUAACAAGAACAUGAACAGAGCUGCCCGUCAAGCAUUAGUAAAAUCCCACAUACCUACGACAAUAGUUCAAACAUUUUAAAUAUACCAAGUUUAACAAAAAAUAAUGUACACUGACAGUUCCAGAGGGAACAAGACAAAAAUCAAAAUUUUAUUUUAUUUUAGGGAUAUAACAGUAUACUGAAAUAUGCAUUUUAUUUGUCCUUAAAGCUGUUCCCAAACAGAUCAGCUUGCAAUUUCUUAGCCGAUAUCAUGUGUUUAUAUCUAAAUUGCUUUGAAAUGUGGGAAGAUAAAACCUGCUCAGUGGAAAUGCAAACAUGAUUACUUCAAAAGACUCUUGCUAAAAGCUGACGUUGAAUGCAGGGCAGAUUUCUUGUUGCUGAUUCUUUAAAAAACAAUUUGCUUUCCAACUAGACAACUUGGAAUAACAACAAUUUGCAUACUGCAAGGUAGAAAACAAUUUUAUUAGCCACAAAACAAGUAGUUCACAGGCUCCAUGGCUCUAACCUGACUACUAUCAGCUAUAACACAGUUGAAUUACUUACUAAUGAACUUGGUGUGUUAAUCACUUACUGCAAAAAUAUUCUUAUUGAAGAGAGAAAAUUCUCACUCCUAUAGAAAACUUUUAUGAUCUUUUAACUGAAUAACCUGCUAACAUUCAUGAGCUAAGGAGUUAUGAAGGUGACAGGCUCAUCCUUCUUGUCUGAUACCCAAUAAAACUUACAGCGUUAUGAGCCAAAUAAUUGUACCUUUAAUAACAUGUUUCCUGCAAGUUUAUUCUAUUGGAAAAUGCUUUGCUGUUCAAUGUAGUGACAGAAAUAUUUUAAACUAAUUUGCUUUAAAGCAAUGCUUAGUGUACUAAAGCACAUUCCAGCUGAUAGUCCUAUUUGCAGUCAUGUUCAGUGAACUUCUGCACAUAAAUCCUUUUCACCAUGCUAGUGUAAACUCUAAAGUUAUGUUUUAGACUUAACAUUUUCACGUAGACUAACAUGAUUUACAAAUGAAAAUUGUAAAACUUCAGCCAUCUUCAUUACAUUCAGAGAAUUAUGAAAAUUCAAGAUUAUGCAUUUCUGUUAUUUUCUGUAGCAAUAGAAAAUAUGGAAAAAAAAGAUUUCCUCAGAUAAUUGUUAUUUUCAGUUUAUGAUUGCAUGUGGUAAUCAGAAAAAUAGUGUUUUGACACUACAUUGGUCAUUUGGUUAUGCCGGAAAUCAAGAUUUAUCAUUACAAGUUUGUUCUUACUACUGUGAUGUUUAAUUUUAUUAAAGUCUUCAAGGAAU